Molecule: messenger RNA, 2059 nt
Organism: Hevea brasiliensis (rubber tree)
Lineage: Eukaryota; Viridiplantae; Streptophyta; Magnoliopsida; Malpighiales; Euphorbiaceae
Exons: 7
Coding region: 87-1574 (495 amino acids)
Biological process (GO): iron import into the mitochondrion
Cellular component (GO): mitochondrial membrane
Molecular function (GO): ferrous iron transmembrane transporter activity
Source: RefSeq, a predicted model, not a curated record
AAGACAAAAAUAAACCGUUUGGUCUUAGAAGCUAUAACGCUGAAUUUAGAAAAGGUCAUAUUGAAGGAAAAAGAAAAAGGAAAUUUAUGACAAGAAUCUCCAUGGCUGCAGAAGCCACCACCACCAAAUUUCAAAACCCUGAUUUCCGGCCCGAUUUCCAUCCUGAUAUAUCCGUAACCGCUCACGACGGCCUCCAUUUUUGGCAAUUCAUGAUCGCCGGUUCCAUCGCCGGUUCAGUCGAGCACAUGGCUAUGUUUCCGGUUGACACAAUCAAGACCCAUAUGCAGGCUCUCGGUUCUUGCCCCGUUAAAUCCGUCAGUGUCUCCCAGGCGCUACGUUCCAUCCUCCAAUCUGAAGGCCCCAGUGCCCUCUACCGCGGUAUAGCAGCUAUGGGUCUCGGCGCGGGUCCUGCCCAUGCGGUGUAUUUCUCAGUUUACGAAGUAUGUAAGAAAUAUUUCUCUGGUGACAAUCCAAAAAAUUCAAUAGUUCACGCUGUUUCUGGGGUUUGUGCUACGGUGUCCAGUGAUGCUGUAUUUACGCCGAUGGAUAUGGUGAAGCAGAGAUUACAAUUGGGUAAUAAUACUUACAAGGGGGUAUGGGAUUGUGUGAAGAGGGUUUUGAGAGAAGAGGGUUUUGGUGCGUUUUAUGCAUCUUAUAGGACUACUGUUUUGAUGAAUGCGCCGUUUACGGCGGUGCAUUUUGCAACUUAUGAGGCUACAAAAAGAGGGUUGAUGGAGAUUUCGCCUGAGAGUGCUAAUGAUGAGCGGUUGGUUGUUCAUGCUACUGCUGGAGCUGCUGCUGGAGCACUAGCUGCUGCUGUCACUACUCCGCUGGAUGUAGUUAAAACUCAGUUGCAGUGUCAGUGUUUGUUUCAGGAUCUUACGACGAAGCAGAUUAUUGGUAAAGGACGUGAGUCAGGUGGUCUCUACAUUAUGGAAAAUCAGUCUUCCUGUGUGGAUACCCCAUCCCAAAAUGGCGUAGCCGAAAGAAAAAAUCGGCAUCUUCUUGAGGUUACUAAAUUGAAUCCAAAGUCUCUCAAAUGUGUCUUCCUUGGGUACUCCCGGCUGCAAAAAGGACCUACUCGAACUCCCGUUGUUCAUGUUUAUUCCAGGGGAUUGAAGAUUCCUGACUCAGAUCCUCCACCAGCUAUUUCGUUGGGAGAUCCUGUACCUCAUACUGAUCAUGAUUCUGAUAUAGACUUACCCAUUACUCUUCGUAAAGGUAAACGUUCAUGUACUUACCCUAUCUCUUCUUUUGUUUCUUAUAAUCAAUUGUCUUCUUGUUCUCGGUGUUUUGUUACUUCUUUAGGCUCUGUUCCUAUCCCUAAUACUGUUGGUGAGACACUGUCUCAUCCUGGCUGGUAUGCUGCUAUGAAAGAGGAAAUGGAGGCUUUAGAUGCUAAUGGUACAUGGGAACUGUUGCCUUUGCCCACUGGUCAUCAAUUUAGGGUGACUAUUUGUUCUCACUACCCAGCUCAGGAGAGACAUUGGCCGCCGACCGGCCGUUUCAACCUCGAUCAACAUCGCCGGCGUCGCCUCAACCCCCUCAUUCCACCACUGUGUGCUAUUGCCUGAUCCAGUAUACCAUUAAAGGACUUCUGGAGCGACAGAUCACAUGACAGGAUCUUACGACGAAACAGAUUAUUGGUAGAGGACGCGAGUUAGGUGGUCUCUACAUUCUGGAAAAUCAUGUACCGCUGUUGCUUGUUUGCUCCAGUACCUUAACACCUCUUGAAGCUCAUUGUAGAUUGGGUCAUCCUUCUUUGUCUACCAUGAAGAAGUUGUGUCCUCAAUUUCAGUCUUUAUCAAUACUAGAAUGUGAGUCGUGUCAGUUUGCAAAACAUCAUCGUUUGCCUUCUGUGUCUAGAGUCAAUAAACGGGCUUCAUCCCCUUUUGAGUUAGUUCAUUCUGAUGUUUGGGGUCCUUGUUCUGUUACAUCUAAAACUGGAUUUCGUUAUUUUGUUAUUUUUGUUGAUGAUUACUCUCGUGUUACCUGGUUAUAUUUAAUGAAGAAUCGUUCUGAGAUGUUUUCUAUCUUUUGUGCCUUUUGUAAUGAAAUC